This is a messenger RNA of Trametes versicolor FP-101664 SS1, 198 nucleotides long. RefSeq lists its product as uncharacterized. Bases 1 to 198 code for a protein of 65 amino acids. Lineage: Eukaryota; Fungi; Basidiomycota; Agaricomycetes; Polyporales; Polyporaceae. The record is from RefSeq and is a predicted model, not a curated record. The transcript has 3 exons.
AUGUCAAGCAACAACAACAAGUCUGUGCACCCGCAUGCACCUCAUAGUUCCGAGCCGCAUGGGAUCAGCUUCACGUUAAUUCAGCCCACUCCACCUGCGUCGCCCAAUCUCCUUCCCAACUUCCCGAAGUCGCAAACCAAAAUUGGGCAGUCCAAUCUGUCAGGAAACAAGAAGCCGAAGGCAAAAAAAGACAGUUGA